AUGGGCUUUUUGCCAGAAUCAUUCAUGCCUACCCACAUGCAAUGGUCCUUGGAUGUUUUCAUCAAUAUUCUCUCUUCCGCUCUUGGAUAUGCUUUGGAGUUUUCUUGGACCCCUUCCUCUCCCACUCCUCUUUCUUCUUUACCUGUUAAGUUUCAAAGCAAGCCAGGAUGGGAUGGACAACGGCGGCUUAGGUCAAAUUAA
Molecule: messenger RNA, 201 nt
Organism: Dovyalis caffra
Lineage: Eukaryota; Viridiplantae; Streptophyta; Magnoliopsida; Malpighiales; Salicaceae
Source: the annotation of a GenBank genome assembly